Messenger RNA from Neltuma alba, 878 nucleotides. Its product is annotated as c-Myc-binding protein homolog. The record is from RefSeq and is a predicted model, not a curated record. The transcript has 5 exons. Gene Ontology annotation, molecular function: transcription coactivator activity. Bases 77 to 460 code for a protein of 127 amino acids. Gene Ontology annotation, cellular component: nucleus. Lineage: Eukaryota; Viridiplantae; Streptophyta; Magnoliopsida; Fabales; Fabaceae. Gene Ontology annotation, biological process: regulation of DNA-templated transcription.
GUAUUAACAUGGCCAUCCCCUCCACUCCAACCAUCAUUACCAAAUCUGGUUUGGUGGUUGUGAAGAAAAGAAGAUCAUGAUGCGAUACAAAGAGGAGAAAGAGGCGAAGAAGGAAGCGUUCAGGAAAUAUCUGGAGUCAAGCGGAGCUGUGGAUGCCCUCACCAAAGAACAUUUUGUUGCUCUCUUUUGCUGUCUUCCAGUUCUCGUUGCUUUAUAUGAGCAAAAUGACAAGCCUUCCUCUGCCCUUGAGUUCAUUCAACAAAAGUUAGGCAGUACUUCUAUCUCCGAAUAUGAAAAAUUGCAAGCUGAAUUGUCCGAUCUUCAAAUGAAAUAUAAUGAGCUUUUGGUGGCACACCAGCAGACCUGCAAAGAGUUGGAGGAAAUGAAAAAUUCACAAGCCUUGGCAGUGACAUCUGCAAGAGAAACGACUGAUAGUGAGUCCCCAAAAAAUGGGCUUUAAAGUCUAUGCUAUAGGUGCAAACUCGCCUUUCUCGGAGCUCCAUACUCAUAUGACUUGCGCUGCAACUUUGUCUCUUGUUUCAAUCAUGUAUGAAAUUAGGAAUUACUAGAGGACUUUCUAAUUUGUUUGAUUAUCAUUAUUUUACUAAUUUGAUUUCUGAUCCCAGUCAUUCAAUUUAUUUGUCAACAUUACUUUUUGGAUUCAGCAUCAGUCAGUUCUGAAGUAUUGCUGUUCUGCAUCUUCGGAAUCUAUGAAUGUAAAAGAUCAAUGCAAUCAUUCAUCCCAUUGGUGAGGAUGGAAAUGAUAUAUAAUUCACAUAUGUAUUGUUUUGGUGGUUGUCAUUUGUCAACGACGGUAAAUUUCAAACAUUUUGUGGAUUGAUGCUAUCUUUUAGGCAUUUAAGAAAGACAACCUGAAA